Messenger RNA from Bactrocera tryoni, 2704 nucleotides. RefSeq names its product pancreatic lipase-related protein 2-like. Gene Ontology annotation, biological process: lipid metabolic process. The record is from RefSeq and is a predicted model, not a curated record. Gene Ontology annotation, molecular function: carboxylic ester hydrolase activity; lipase activity. Bases 574 to 2184 code for a protein of 536 amino acids. The transcript is spliced from 5 exons. Lineage: Eukaryota; Metazoa; Arthropoda; Insecta; Diptera; Tephritidae.
AGUCAGUAUAGCGGCGUUUUUCAACCAAAACAGAUGAGCUUGGCCGAGCUACAAGUAUAAAGUGUGCGAGCGAAAACGAUCGUCGGCCAUACAUACAGAUCUAACCUCCUACUUAUAAGAAAAGUCAAAGUGAAUUGAAUUGAAAAGUGUAAAGCGAAAGUUGGAAGAAAGUAGAAGACGAAAGAACCUUAAGACAAGAACAGAACUGCGUGCGGAAAGUGAAUUUGCUACGGUAAACUUGAAACAACAAAAACGAUCAUUAAACUCGCAAAAGUACAAAGUGAUCAUACUUGAUUGCAAAGUGAUCUCGUCCGAUUAAAAUUCCAAAGAAAACUUCAAUUCUACGCUGUAAAGUAAGAACGAAAAUGUAGCUGCUCACUGCUGCCUUGAAUAUCAAUUUGUGCGCUAUUUUUGGCAAGUGAUCGCUUGUGAAGUAAAAAAGUAAAAAAAACUGAAAAUUACAACAAUAAACAUAAAAAAAACCAUAAAACCGUUAAGGUUGUAAGCAGACAUUAUAAGAAUCAAUAAGAAUUUUUAUUGCCAUUGCAAUAUUUGUUAAACAACAACAACAAAAUGUACAUAUCGAAUUCCACCGGUGGCCUGAUGCUGCAGACGAUGCUCUAUUUGGCAAAUCAGACCAGUAGAGCAGCGGUGAACACAUUGGUCGAUCUGCCGCCAGCGCAGAAGAGUGACGGCAACGAGGUGAAAUGUUAUGGUGUUUACGGUUGCUUUCCAUUAAAUGGACCCUGGACGACUGAGACGCGUCAGAUCAAUGUGCAUCCACAGAAACCCUCACAAAUAGAGCCACAUUAUACGCUCUACACGAAGCGCAGCAUGGAGAAGCCGAAAUUUAUAGAUCUCAAUGAUCCGGAAGCGGUGGCACAAAUGGGCAUAAAUCCAGCGGGCAAAAUAUUUCUCGUCUCGCAUGGUUACCUAGAAAAUGGCAAUAUCGAGUGGAUGAAGGAGUUAGCCAAGACAUUGCUGCAAAGCGAGGAUGAAGGCAAUGCCGCCGUAAUACUCAUCGAUUGGGGCGGUGGCUCGAAUCCACCUUAUGUGCAGGCGGCUGCAAAUAUUCGUUUAGUUGGCGCCAUCACCGCACAUGUCAUACACAUGCUUUAUGAGGAGCUACAACUGCCCCAUCUACGCAACGUGCACAUCAUCGGUCAUUCGCUGGGCUCACACUUGGCUGGCUAUGCCGGCUAUCACCUGCAGCAAGACUUUGGCUUGAAGCUGGGACGCAUCACCGGAUUGGAUCCGGCGGCGCCACUCUUCUCCGAAACUGAGCAUAUAGUGCGUUUGGAUCGCUCCGACGCCGAGUUCGUGGACGCCAUACAUACAGACGCGAAUCCGUUCAUGAAAGGCGGUCUGGGCAUAUAUCAACGUGUCGGUCACGUCGAUUUCUAUCCCAAUGGCGGCUCAGAUAAUCCCGGUUGCGAUGUGCGUCUGCAGGACUACAUGAGGAGUCGCAAGAGCUCCGUUUUCUUGAGCAUGCAAGAGUUUCUCAGCUGCAAUCACAUACGCAGUUACCAAUACUUCACGGAGAGCAUAGAGAACAAGUGUCCGUUCAUGGGCAUCACCUGCGAAUCGUACGAGGCCUUCAAGGAGGGAUUGUGCUCGCGUUGCGAUGAAAAUGGACUGCUUUGCAUGCGCAUGGGCCUACACAGUUACACGGACUAUAAAGAGUUGCAGGCGGUGGGCGAGUUACGCGCCAAUGACAAACCGCCGGUGCUGUAUCUGACGACAGCGGACAAAAAGCCCUUCUGUCGUAUUCACUACAAAAUCACCGUGCGCGUGUCGGGUCACGACGAGAGCACCAUGCAUGGCGGCGAAAUCGGCACAAUCUCACUGCGUCUCCACUCGAAGACGCGCAGUAAGAAGCUUACAGAUCACAUACGCUUCUCCGAGAAGGCCAUGUACUUCGAGCCGGGCUUUGAGUACAGUGCUUUGGUGACGGGCAAAGGUGUGCCCGAUCCGGCGUCGUAUGCCUCUGUCUACUGGGAGUAUCAGACGAACUUCUUGAAUCCGCUCACGUGGCGCAUACUCUCGGCGCCGCGCAUUUACUUGGAUUAUAUAAUGAUUGAGUCGCUGGAGUAUCCCGACAUGCAGCUGAAGCUGUGUCCACUCAACGAGAACGCUGUGAUAUCCGGCACAGAGAAUAUACUGCAGGAGAAGUAUUGCAAGUGAUGAGUUUCAUAGCUCACACUUUUGCUGUAAAUAUUAUCACGUGAUAAGUCAACUUUUAUGCAACAGCACACAAAAUGACGGAAAUUCCGAAAAUCCAACCAAUGGCGAAGAACGAAUUCAUGAAGACACGCCGAACUACAAACGUUUCCGAAGCAACUGUCAAUUGCAACGGAAGUGUCAGAAUUACCGCUGCGUUAACAAAAUAUAAACUUCUAUAUACUCACCAUAGAUGUCGCAAGAUGAGAAAUUUAGCUAAGUCAAAGACCAUGCGUGAGGUGAGAACAGUAUUAUUGCUGGUCCCUAUUGAAGAGUUCAUUUUCUCUGAACAAUUUUGGCGGUGUUCUCCAUUUAUGGGUACACUUAAUCAAGCAACUACACAGACCUGUUCGCCACUUUUCGCAUUGUAGAGAUUUUAAACUACUCUCUUCUCAGCGUAGACCUGCAAUUGCUUCUCUUCUCAAUCAGUUUGGAAGCGCUCCAUACAUUUUGAGUACGGUUUCUUCGUUCUCAGCCACCAUAC